AUUCGAACUUUAUUCUUGUUCAGAAUUCAACUAUAAUUCAAAAUGUCUGGUCGCGGUAAAGGAGGAAAAGGUCUAGGAAAAGGAGGCGCCAAGCGUCAUCGUAAGAUCCUUCGGGACAACAUCCAGGGUAUCACCAAGCCCGCUAUUCGUCGUCUUGCUCGUCGUGGUGGAGUCAAGAGAAUCUCUGGUCUGAUCUACGAAGAGACCCGUGGUGUCCUCAAGGUUUUCCUUGAGAAUGUCAUCCGUGAUGCCGUCACCUACACCGAGCACGCCAAGAGAAAGACCGUCACAGCCAUGGACGUUGUCUACGCUCUAAAACGCCAAGGACGUACCCUGUACGGAUUUGGUGGUUAGAUGAGUUAACCAACUCGUUUACAACAAAACAACGGCUCUUUUAGGAGCCACCACAUGAUAAAAAGGUUUUGAUCAAAUGCUUCCCAAAUGACUAAACCAUAUAUACACAAUAAAGAAUAUUAAUAUACCAUUUAUUCAUCCCUAAUAAAUAUAUUAUAACGAUAUCAUAAUCUUUAUAUAAAAUGUCAAAAAGUAGUUCUCAAUUUUUUCGCAUGAUAAUAAGUAUUAACUAAAUAAGUAUCAAAUACAGUAGAUCAUAAGUUUAGCUCCAAUUUUAUUUAUAUUUAUUCCAUAUUUAUUUCAAGAUCUCAGAACCAGCACUUUUAAUCUAUAGAAGAAAAAAUUAGGUUUUGUUUAUGAGAAGUACAGUUAAUAGAUAUUUAAUUAUAAGAUACCACAGAUGUGAAAAAUUGGAGGCAUCCCUAUUAAAAGUUCGAGUUUAGCAA
Molecule: messenger RNA, 800 nt
Organism: Actinia tenebrosa (Australian red waratah sea anemone)
Lineage: Eukaryota; Metazoa; Cnidaria; Anthozoa; Actiniaria; Actiniidae
Product: histone H4
Cellular component (GO): nucleosome
Molecular function (GO): DNA binding; protein heterodimerization activity; structural constituent of chromatin
Source: RefSeq, a predicted model, not a curated record